Thecamonas trahens ATCC 50062 is the source of this 1292-nucleotide messenger RNA. RefSeq lists its product as uncharacterized. NCBI's taxonomy places the organism in Eukaryota, Apusomonadida, Apusomonadidae. The coding region runs from base 1 to 1188 and encodes 395 amino acids. The transcript is spliced from 2 exons. The record is from RefSeq and is a predicted model, not a curated record.
AUGAGCCUGCUGGCGCUCAGGGCGAAACGCUCGCCUGUCCGUCAGUGGGUUGUGUGCACCACCUGCCCAGCGGUCUACUGCUCGGCAGCAUGCAGAGAUGCGCAUCGGCUCGAGGGCCAUGCUGACGUCUGCCGCGGACAGAGUCUGGAUGGUGCGACGGAGACAACAGCAGCCGAGGCUGGCGGAGGGCCGAAGAUGAAGAAGAGCAAGCGGAAGCGGAAGCGAAAGCGGAAGGCCAAGGUCAAGGCCAAGGCAAAUGCUGAUGAUGAAAGCGAGGUUGAGGAGUUACCAGCGGUCAGCGCCCCCGACACGACUCCAGGCCCCCCCUCGCCACGGCGGCGGCGACGGAACAACCGCAUCGGCGCUGCGCCGGUGGCCGAGACGCAGCCGGCGCGCGGCACGACGCCAUUUCCAGUAUACAAGUCGCAGGUGGCACGGCCUGUGGUGUCGCGGAUCGAUCGGCAAGCCGCAGAGUUGCGCGAGCGAGAGCGGGCGGCCCAAGUGGCGGCCAAGAAUCAGGCGCGGAUGUCGGCGGCGGCGGCACGGCGCGAGGCCAAGCUCAAGGCGGUGGCGUCGCGAAUGGCGCAGCUGGCCGGGAGCCGGGGCGAGAGUGCGGGCAGACCGGCGCCGCGGCCGGAGCUGGCGCCACACACCCAAUCGCCGGAGGAGACCAAGACCGCCGAGAGCCUGCUGGAGGCCUCGCUGCGUCGGCAAGAGGCAGCGGCGGCACGGCGGGCAUAUCAGGCACAACUCAUGGCAGCGCGGCCAGUGCGAGUUGCCCGCGGCGGCAACCUGGUGGUGGCGCGGGCCCUGCCGCUCCCGUCGCCGCCGCCGCUCUCGACGCUCCGGCACCCGGAGCGAGCUGCGACGCGGUCAGCGACGCGGUCGGCAACACGGUCGGCAUCUCCAGAUCCUCUGCCACCCAGCUCACACCCGUACCGCCGCCGGCAUCGGCACCACCGUCGCAAACACAAGCACGUGUCCAGGACCGAGGCUGCCGAGCGGCGGCGGGCUCGGUCGGCAAGCGUGCCCAGCACGCCGCGGACUGGCAGCUCCGGCUUGGUGCCGACAUCGGAGCCGCGACAGCGGCGGCGGCGGCGGCGGCGACGGUACCUCAAGGCCGAUUCAAAGCAGCAGACGCGCGGCCGAUCGCUCUCGUCCGGGUCGGGCUCACCGGGGUGGCUGUAGUGAGGGUGCGGGAGUGAGUGUUCAAUGACUGCUCGCGGCGACGGUGGACAGAGCGGCGUCGGAGAUUGGAAACUGCAGCUCGUCGAUGAGGUCGGCCUCGUCGA